CUGAAACCCUCCGAAAAUAUACAACAAAACCAAAAACGUAAGCCUAAAGCUCAACCAGCUCUUUUCUGGCAGCCGUAACGAGCACUUUCCCGGUAACAUGGAUCCUCACCAUACAGAAUCAUGGACGAACGAGAAGCACCUUCACUUCUUGAAGUCAAUGGAGGCUUCUUUUGUCCGCACAAUGCUCGAAAAUAACGCUCGUAUCCUCCGCCUCGACCGUUACUUGCCGGAUAGUUCUGAAUCAACUUUAGAUUUGAAAUCUCAGAGACCUAAAAAGCAUGCUACUUCAGUAGAUCAUUACAAUAUUAGUGGUUCAAGGUCAAGAACGAAUGGCAGGAGCGACAGGAGAACAAGAAGAUUAUCAUCUAAUCGCCCAUCUCAGCGCCAUGCUCCGUCUCAAGAUCAGGUGGUCCCACAGCUUGAGAAUAGAAGUGGUGAUAAAGAGGAAAGAGACCCUCCCAAUGUAGCAGCAGCAGUAGUUGCAUACGUGGCGCCUGCCAAUUGAGAGAGAUGCUUUACCAAUAGAUGAAUGAUUCCUUGUUUCUUUUAUGCGCUAAUCACUGAUUUGCUAGAGUUUUAUUAGAUUAGUAUUGGCUAAUUAAUGUAGACAAGGUGCAGUUCUUAAGCAAGUAUCUUUAUAUGUCCUACUACAGGAUGUGAUAUGAUCAAGACUGGUUUUUUUAUUUUUGUUCUCCAAGGAAGAGAUUGCAAGCUGUAUUCCAUAAUUCUCUCUUAAUUACUGCCCUAUUACAAGGAUUGUUUUCUUUUUAAAAUUUUGAGAAAAAAUAAAUAUAUAUUUUUUUCAUUUGUAA
Messenger RNA from Ricinus communis (castor bean), 812 nucleotides. RefSeq lists its product as uncharacterized. The record is from RefSeq and is a predicted model, not a curated record. The coding region runs from base 98 to 505 and encodes 135 amino acids. Gene Ontology annotation, biological process: regulation of circadian rhythm; response to cold. NCBI's taxonomy places the organism in Eukaryota, Viridiplantae, Streptophyta, Magnoliopsida, Malpighiales, Euphorbiaceae. The transcript is spliced from 3 exons.